GGGCUCCCUGCAUCCCCAGAGUCUUCCUGUCCUCUGCGCCCGUUGAAGCCAUGGACUAGAGCUGCUUCUGGCGUUGACAGUGCUGUGGUCUUCAGAUGGCUCCUCAACAAGCAUCAGCCAAUGUGCAGAACAUGAGAACGUGAAGGCUGGCGUCCACCAAGGCCACCGCUGCACCCCCCUGGGCAGCGCACACACAUGAUCACAUGACUCUGGACAUGGACGCGGUCCUGUCAGACUUUGUUCGGUCCACGGGGGCGGAACCUGGUCUGGCAAGGGACCUGCUGGAAGGUAAAAACUGGGACCUCAGUGCCGCUCUGAAUGACUAUGAGGAGCUCAGGCAGGUCCACACUGCCAACCUGCCGCAGGUCUUCAACGAGGGCCGCUACUACAAGCAGCCAGAGGCGCGUGACACGCCCACCCAUGUCAGCAAGAUCGACAAGCCGUGCGCGCAGAAGCAGGAGGACAGCGCGCAAGAGAAGCGCCUGUCCCGCGGGAUCUCCCACGCCAGCUCUGCUAUUGUCUCCUUGGCACGGCUGCAGGUGGCCAGCGAGUGCACCAGCGAGCAGUUCCCUCUCGAGAUGCCCAUUUACACAUUCCAGCUGCCAGACCUCAGCGUCUACAGCGAGGACUUCAGGAGCUUCAUAGAGAGGGAUCUGAUAGAGCAGUCCACCAUGAUGGCUCUGGAACAGGCUGGUCGCCUGAACUGGUGGUCCACCAUGUGCACCAGCUGUAAGAAGCUGCUCCCUCUGGCCACCACAGGGGACGGGAACUGCCUUCUGCACGCCGCCUCUUUGGGGAUGUGGGGCUUCCACGACAGAGACCUGAUGCUGAGGAAAUCUCUGUACACCAUGAUGAAAAGUGGAGCAGAGAGGGAUGCUCUGAAGAGGAGGUGGAGGUGGCAGCAAACCCAGCAGAACAAGGAGUCAGGGCUGGUGUACACUGAGGAGGAGUGGGAGCGAGAAUGGAACGAGCUGCUGAAGUUGGCCUCCAGUGAGCCUCGCACGCACCUCAGCAAGAACGGAAACACUAGCGGAGGGGUGGACAACUCUGAGGAUCCAGUGUAUGAGAGUUUGGAGGAGUUCCAUGUGUUUGUGCUGGCUCACGUGUUACGCAGGCCCAUUGUGGUGGUGGCUGACACCAUGCUCCGAGACUCAGGAGGAGAAGCUUUUGCCCCGAUCCCGUUCGGAGGGCUCUACCUGCCGCUGGAGGUGCCUCCCAGCCGCUGCCACUGCUCGCCUCUGGUCCUGGCCUACGAUCAAGCCCACUUCUCCGCCCUGGUGUCCAUGGAGCAGAGAGACCAGCAGCGAGAGCAAGCUGUCAUCCCUCUGACCGACUCCGAGCACAAGCUGCUGGCACUCCAUUUUGCCGUGGACCCGGGCAAGGACUGGGAGUGGGGGAGGGACGACAACGAUAAUACCAAGCUAGCCAAUCUCAUCUUGUCUCUGGAGGCCAAACUCAACUUGCUGCACAACUACAUGAAUGUAACGUGGAUCCGAAUCCCAUCUGAAACAAGGGCUCCCCUGGCUCAGCCAGAGUCGCCCACGGCCUCUGCGGGUGAGGACGUCCAGUCUUUAGCUGAGUCCAUGGACUCAGACCGCGAGUCUGUCGGCAGCAACUCUAACGUAAACACCGGCAAGCCCGGCAAGGAGAAGGACAAAGACAAGCAGCGCAAAGACAAGGACAAGAGCCGGGCUGAUUCGGUGGCCAACAAACUGGGCAGCUUCAGCAAAACUCUCGGUAUCAAGCUGAAGAAGAACAUGGGAGGCUUGGGCGGGCUUGUGCACGGCAAAAUGAACAAAUCGAACUCUGGCUCAGGUCGUAACGGGGAGAACGGGGGAGAAAAGACAAAAAAGAAGGAGUCGAAAUCAACCAAGGGAAGCAAAGAGGAGUCCGGCCAUUCUACCAGCUCCACCUCCUCUGAGAAGACCACCACUCCCUCCCCUACGGAUGGAGACAGACCGUCCAGCUCGUCCCCGACCGAGAGGCUGGACAGCGCAGGGCGGGGCUCAGGGGACAAAACCCUGGAAAACUGGAAGUACAGCACAGAUGUCAAGCUCAGCCUCAACAUCCUGCGGGCCGCCAUGCAGGGGGAGCGCAAGUUCAUUUUCGCAGGGCUCCUGCUCACCAGCCACCGGCACCAGUUCCACGAGGAGAUGAUCAGCUACUACCUGACCAACGCCCAGGAGCGCUUCAGUCAGGAGCAGGAGCAGAAGAGGAAGGAGGCCGAGAAGAAGCCCCCCCCCGCCGCCAGCGAGCCGGCGGCCAAGAAGCCCGAGCAUGACGGCGCCUUCCAGAGGGAGCGAUCGGACAGCUCGCCUCCGGAAAGCUGCUCCCCCGUCCUGCCCCACCACGCCUACAGCAGCCCGCAGCCCCUGCUGGCCCUCAAGACGCAGGGCAGGAACAGCCCCACGCCGGCCGCCGCGCUCGUCCCCGUCCCGGUCCCUCCUCUCACCCCCCCGACGGCCCCGCACCACGCCUCCCACCCGGCCCCGCCCCCCGCGCCUUACUCCUCCCCCAGCAUCGGUGCUAAGAGAACCGGGCCGGUUCCCGUGUCCGCCCACUACAGCCAUACGCCGCCCAUCCAGAGACACAGCGUGAUCCACUUACAAGAUGUCAACAUGCAAUCCUCCAUCUUCCAGGAUGAACCCUACAAGCCUAUGGUGGGCACCCUAAAGACGUGCGCCACCUACCCCCAGCAGAACCGCACGCUCUCGUCCCAGAGCUACAGCCCGGCGCGCCUGUCCGGGGUCCGCACUGUUAACACCAUGGACACCCUGGCCUACAACAUGCCCGGCGAACACAAGUCCCACACCUACACCAACGGAUUCAACGCGGGAGACAUUCAGGACUGCCUUGAGUUUGCGGACGAGGACAACUCGUCUCACACCUGGCUCAACCAAGACAAAACCAAAGGGCGGAGCUCUGGAAGCCCUUUGUACUGCUUUCAGCAGCGCCGCUGCAAAAGGGAGAACUGCUCUUUCUACGGGAGGCCCGAGACAGACAACUACUGCUCGUACUGCUACAGAGAGGAGCUCAAACGCAGGGAGAGGGAGAGCAAACUGCAGAGGCCCGUAUAGCUAUCACCACCACUUCAGCCACCACACGGCCGCAGGAGGGAACAACACCAUCCGCACUCUGAAUUUCCACCAUGGCCAACAUUACCCAUUCGGUUGAAGAAUGCUUGUGUGUUGCCGCCACCUUCCCUUGUCGGUAAAGAUGACUUUAUGACGGGGGAAGCAGAACUGGAAACAGGGAGCAGCUUUGGCCAGAUAUUUUCGUCAACUUCUGUCCCAUUGAAUUUAGUCUUUUACUUGUUUUAAAGUAAAAGUCAUCUCCACGUGAUGUAAUUUUCUGUAUGUGAAGGAAAGUUCUUUAUUUUUUGAAGUACAAAAAAAAAAAAGAAUGCAUCAUCAUCAGGAAGGAACAUUUUAGCCCUUUUAAUCAGUUUGAAUGCAAUACCUCUGCCUGGUUCUUCAAAAUGUCUGUGGGAAAUUUGUAGUUGUUUUGCAAUCAAAGGAAAUUUGAAGGGGGAUUAGUAUUAGACUUUAAAGCAAUAAAUUGGUGAUUUUUGCUACACUCUCUCCCAAUUUUGUCUAUGCACCGAUAAUAUAAUUUCUGUGGGUUAACUGUGUCUUGUAAAUUAUAAAAGAAUGUCACAGUGUGUUUUUGUAAACAAAUUUGAACUACAGGAAUUAAAAUGUGUGAGCAUUAUAGAUUGUACUGUUGGAUUAGGAUGAAGUGUUGAACUGUCAUUUGUUAAGUGUACCUUCGUUCUUGCCAUGUUGAGAGGGUGUCGGAAUUGGACCUACAAUAUUGACAUCUAUCUCUUUUGCCCAUAGUUGACCUCCUGAAGUCCACAAACACUGCCAAGCUGGCUUCUUUACCAAAAAAACUAAACAAUUACUGUCCAAAUUUUCAGAUUAUUUCUGUGCCAAACACGGAACAACAUGGAUAAGAUGAGUUUCCUCUCAGAUAUGCAGUGUUUGUUCAUGGUGUGCUUCUUUGAGUUGCCUGUCAACAACUCUACCCCGUAAAUGUGUUAGAUGAGACAAACUGUGAGUGGUGGGAGCAGGGUGAUCUGUAUUCGUCUAAAGUGUUAUUACUUGUCUCUCCCCCAACGCACACAUACACACACGCACCAAACAAUGUGCAAUCAUGCUAACAGCACCGUGUGGUGACCUGCAGUAUAAACGUGUCACCUAUCCAGUGUGAGAUUGUUCUUCUUCCGUAUCUAGAGGCCGCUAAAAGAAGCACCUGCUGCUACGAGCACCUCAAGCCUUUGUGAUCAUCAGUGCUUUAACCAAUCAGUGGGAUUUUCAAAAAAAUACCCAGGCCUCCAAGUGCUUUCUGCUCAUUUGACAUGACUACUGUAAAAGACGCAGUGUUUGUGUUGCUGUCUGUUCUGGUGAUGCUUGGAUAAUGUACCAUGCUGUCCGUCAGUGUGUCCUGGCCAAGGAUGUCCACUGCUCCCUCAGUUUGCUUCUGUCUCUCUCCUGUACACACUGCGGUGUUGCUCCUCUUUGUUUCUAUGUGACUAGUUCAUGGACUCUCACCAUGUUAGGACUGUAAGAUAUGAUUUUGUUUUCCUUUAAGAGUUUUACACUACUUUAAAUUAUUGAUUUGCACAUUAGGUACAGAUGUAAAUAUGAAAAAAAAAUAGUUUAUU
This is a messenger RNA of Menidia menidia (Atlantic silverside), 4666 nucleotides long. Lineage: Eukaryota; Metazoa; Chordata; Actinopteri; Atheriniformes; Atherinopsidae. The record is from the annotation of a GenBank genome assembly.